CAGCGGCGGCGGCAGCGGCGUGUCCCUGAGAGUAGCGUGGGGGCGGGGAGGAGAGGCGGCGGCAGCGUCCGAGCUACGCCACACAGGGCCGGGGUGCUGGGUGCUGGAGCCAAGAGCGGGGUCGUGGCGGCGGUGGUGAGAAGAGCGAGGCGGAGGGGGGGGUGCCAUGGCGGGACAGCAGUUCCAGUACGAUGACAGCGGGAACACCUUCUUCUACUUCCUCACCUCAUUCGUGGGGCUUAUCGUGAUCCCGGCCACAUACUACCUCUGGCCCCGAGACCAGAAUGCCGAGCAAAUUCGAUUAAAGAAUAUCAGAAAAGUAUAUGGAAGAUGUAUGUGGUAUCGUUUACGGUUAUUAAAACCCCAGCCAAAUAUUAUUCCUACAGUAAAGAAGAUAGUUCUGCUUGCAGGAUGGGCAUUGUUCUUAUUCCUUGCAUACAAAGUUUCCAAAACAGACCGAGAAUAUCAAGAAUACAAUCCUUAUGAAGUAUUAAAUUUGGAUCCUGGGGCAACAGUAGCAGAAAUUAAGAAACAGUAUCGUUUGCUCUCACUUAAAUAUCAUCCAGAUAAAGGAGGUGAUGAAGUUAUGUUCAUGAGGAUAGCAAAAGCUUAUGCAGCUUUAACUGAUGAAGAGUCGCGGAAAAAUUGGGAAGAGUUUGGAAAUCCAGAUGGCCCUCAAGCCACAAGCUUUGGAAUUGCCUUGCCAGCUUGGAUAGUCGACCAGAAAAACUCAAUUUUGGUUUUACUUGUAUAUGGAUUAGCAUUCAUGGUUAUCCUUCCAGUUGUUGUAGGCUCUUGGUGGUAUCGCUCAAUACGCUAUAGUGGAGACCAGAUUCUAAUACGCACAACACAGAUUUAUACAUAUUUUGUUUAUAAAACCCGAAAUAUGGAUAUGAAACGUCUUAUCAUGGUUUUGGCUGGAGCCUCUGAAUUUGAUCCUCAGUAUAAUAAAGAUGCCACAAGCAGACCAACAGAUAAUAUUCUAAUACCUCAGCUAAUCAGAGAAAUUGGCAGCAUUAAUCUAAAGAAGAAUGAGCCUCCACUUACCUGCCCCUAUAGCCUGAAAGCCAGAGUUCUUUUACUAUCUCAUCUUGCUAGAAUGAAAAUUCCUGAGACCCUUGAAGAAGAUCAGCAAUUUAUGUUGAAAAAAUGCCCUGCCCUACUUCAAGAAAUGGUUAAUGUAAUCUGCCAGCUAAUAAUAAUGGCCCGGAGCCGUGAAGAAAGGGAGUUUCGUGCUCCAACUUUGGCAUCCCUAGAAAACUGCAUGAAGCUGUCCCAGAUGGCUGUGCAGGGCCUUCAGCAGUUUAAGUCUCCCCUUCUGCAGCUCCCUCACAUUGAAGAGGACAAUCUUAGGAGGGUUUCUAAUCAUAAAAAGAUCUUCCUCAGCUUACAGUGGGGUUACAUCCUCAUAAAGCCAUCGAUCUACAAAAUUAAGACUAUUCAGGAUUUGGUGAGUUUAAAAGAAUCAGAUCGUCACAAUCUACUGCACUUCCUUGAAGAUGAAAAAUAUGAAGAGGUUAUGGCUGUCCUUGGGAGUUUCCCAUAUGUGACUAUGGAUAUAAAAUCACAGGUAUUGGAUGAUGAAGAUAGCAACAACAUCACAGUAGGAUCCCUAGUUACAGUGUUGGUUAAAUUGACAAGGCAAACAAUGGCAGAAGUAUUUGAAAAGGAACAGUCGAUCUGUGCUGCAGAGGAACAGCCAGCAGAAGAUGGGCAGGGUGAUACUAAUAAGAACAGGACAAAAGGAGGAUGGCAGCAGAAGAGCAAAGGACCCAAGAAAACUGCUAAAUCAAAAAAAAAGAAACCUUUAAAAAAAAAACCUACACCUGUGCCCUUACCACAAUCAAAGCAACAGAAACAAAAGCAGGCAAAUGGAGUUGUUGGGAGUGAAGCUGCAGUAAAGGAAGAUGAAGAAGAAGUUUCUGACAAAGGCAGUGAUUCUGAAGAAGAAGAAACCAAUAGAGAAUCCCAAAGUGAAAAAGAUGAUGGUAGUGACAGAGACUCUGAUAGAGAGCAAGAUGAAAAACAAAACAAAGAUGAUGAAGCAGAAAAACAAGAAUGGUGGUGGCUUUAUAUUGCAGAUAGGAAGGAACAGACGUUAAUAUCUAUGCCGUAUCAUGUGUGUACACUAAAAGAUACAGAAGAGGUAGAACUGAAGUUUCCUGCACCAGGAAAGCCUGGAAAUUAUCAGUAUACGGUGUUUCUGAGAUCAGACUCCUAUAUGGGUUUGGAUCAGAUCAAACCCUUGAAGUUGGAAGUUCAUGAGGCUAAACCUGUACCAGAAAAUCACCCGCAGUGGGAUACAGCAAUAGAAGGGGAUGAAGACCAGGAAGACAGCGAGGGCUUUGAAGAUAGCUUUGAGGAGGAGGAAGAAGAGGAGGAAGAUGAUGACUAAGCAGUACUAUGAAUGGACCCCACAGUAUUUGCAGCUUUUUGCUGUUUUGGAAGUGUAUAAUAAACCAGAAACAGUGCAGAACUGAUGUUGAGGGAGGUGUUAGUUCUUUACUAGAAAUGGGUGCAUAAUAUAACUAGGCAGUGGUGAUGCCUUGGUACAGUCUGAAAAGUGCUUAAGGCUUGUUAAAGCCUUUCAAGUAUGGGAUGGUGCAUUUAUUUCAUCGGCAAAUGAUAAUAAACCCUUUGUUAUAACUGUCCAGAAGUGUGGGCUAUGUAUUAUCAAUUUAUGGUCCCAGUAAAAGUAAAGGUACAUGAAAACCAAUUUAUAAGUGAGCAGUUUUUCUUUGUUUAGCUUUAGUUUUCAGCAAACAUGAAAGUAUGGUAAACACCACACAUGUUUUUAGGAACAUCUGCUCAAGUUUUAAUCUUUUAAUAAGCUCUGUCAUUCAUUUAUUGACAUUUUGCAGUGAUACAAGACUAUUUAUAACAGCUCCAUUCAUAGCUUUAAACUUUUUAUUUUUACCUGUCUUGGUCAUAAGUUGGCAUUCUGUCACAUUCCACAUAAUAUAGAGGGCUACAUUUGGGGAUUUUCCUUUUCUUAAUUGCCCAGAGUUAUCAGACAGAUUAUAAAAAAUGGCUUUUAAUGGCUUAAAACAUUUUUAAGCCUCUAUUUUAGCAGAUCAGUGCAGGAUCUAAUUCUUUUUAUAAGCUAUAGGUCUAAAAAUGAUUGUGGGACCAUAUGUUCUCUGAUGUUGGUAACUCAUGUUAUUAAACCUUUUUAAAAAGGUUCACUAUAAAAGCUGAAAUACAUUCUUAGCUUUUAAUCCACCUGACUCAGAAGCCUUUUAAGGAAAAAAAAACCACAUAACUUGCAAAGGAGGCAUUUUUUUUGUAUUCAUUUUGGACUCCUGUCAAUAAAAUAGAAGUUUGACUCAU
Zalophus californianus (California sea lion) is the source of this 3330-nucleotide messenger RNA. RefSeq names its product SEC63 homolog, protein translocation regulator (gene SEC63). Gene Ontology annotation, biological process: post-translational protein targeting to endoplasmic reticulum membrane; SRP-dependent cotranslational protein targeting to membrane. NCBI's taxonomy places the organism in Eukaryota, Metazoa, Chordata, Mammalia, Carnivora, Otariidae. Gene Ontology annotation, cellular component: Sec62/Sec63 complex. Gene Ontology annotation, molecular function: transmembrane protein transporter activity; RNA binding. The record is from RefSeq and is a predicted model, not a curated record. The transcript is spliced from 21 exons. The coding region runs from base 167 to 2395 and encodes 742 amino acids.